Molecule: messenger RNA, 3391 nt
Organism: Cicer arietinum (chickpea)
Lineage: Eukaryota; Viridiplantae; Streptophyta; Magnoliopsida; Fabales; Fabaceae
Product: protein RRP6-like 3
Biological process (GO): histone mRNA catabolic process; exonucleolytic trimming to generate mature 3'-end of 5.8S rRNA from tricistronic rRNA transcript (SSU-rRNA, 5.8S rRNA, LSU-rRNA); nuclear polyadenylation-dependent snoRNA catabolic process
Cellular component (GO): nuclear exosome (RNase complex); nucleolus
Molecular function (GO): nucleotide binding; single-stranded RNA binding; 3'-5'-RNA exonuclease activity
Source: RefSeq, a predicted model, not a curated record
CAAAGCACCAGCUUAAAUUAUUACGUCGCCACUAUUAACGGUAGCAACCACCGCCUCCACCGUUCCCUCUGCACACAAAAUCCAAACUCACUCAACUCCUCAAACCAGCGAAGAAGAAAAUGAACAAAGAACAAAAGACGCGCGUGGCAUUCACGAUCGCCACUAUAGGAGCUGCCUUAAUCUCCAUCUUCUUCACCGUACGCCGUAGGCGGAAGCAGCAAGAGUCUCCUUCGAGUUCGUGCUACUCACAUUCCGAACCGAAGCCACAAUGGACGUUUAAGCGAGUAUUAGCGGAUAAUUCCUAUGCGCCGUUUAAGCAUUUGAGCUGCAACGCCUCCGAGAAUGGUUCAAAUUUGCAUCCAUUUGAGGCAGAGAUUACGGCAUUGUUAAGGAAUGAUCAACCUGAAAUUGAACUUAGUGCUGAGAAAUUAGAAUUGAAAGAUUCAUAUGUUUGGGUUGAAACUGAGAUGCAGUUAAAGGAACUGGUCAAUGUAUUGAGCAAGGAAAGGGUCUUUGCUGUGGACACAGAACAACAUAGCUUACACUCUUUUCUAGGCUUUACAGCAUUAGUUCAGAUUUCUACACAACAGGAAGACUAUUUGAUUGACACUAUUGCCCUGCAUGAUUCGAUGGAAAUUCUUCGCCCAGUUUUUGCUAACCCUUCAAUUUGUAAAGUGUUCCAUGGGGCUGACAAUGAUGUUCUCUGGCUACAGCGGGAUUUCCAUAUAUACAUUGUUAAUCUAUUUGAUACUUCAAAGGCAUGUGAGGUGCUAUCAAAACCACAGAAAUCACUUGCUUAUUUGCUAGAAACUUACUGUGGUGUGAUAACAAAUAAAUUAUUACAGCGUGAAGACUGGAGACAACGCCCUCUCUCAGCAGAAAUGGUACUUUAUGCACGGACAGAUGCACACUAUCUAUUGUAUAUUGCCAAGUGUCUGCUCCUUGAACUCAAACAGCUAGACAAUGAAAACUCUUGUUCCGAUGACAAAUUCCAUUUUGUUCUCGAGGCUAGUCGACGUUCAAACAUGAUUUGCUUACAACUUUUCACAAAGGAGAUUGAAGCUUCGCCUGGAGAAUCUGCUGCAUUAUCGUUAUUUUCACGUCAUCAGAGCAAUCAAGGUUUUCCUUCAGUUUCCAAUGAAACCCAGUUUCUGUAUACCGUCAGGCAGCUGUGCACAUGGAGAGAUUUGAUGGCUCGUAUUCAUGAUGAGAGCUUAAAAUAUGUACUGCCAGACCAGGCAAUUGUUGCUUUGGCAAGUCGGCCUCUUGCAAGUCACGCUGAAAUAUUCAACACCAUAGUUCAGAUUGAUAUGAAUGCAGAAAUAGGUCUGAGCUCUCGCAUCCCUUCCCCAUCUGCUGUCGUGGACAGUCACCUGAGUGAUAUCCAUCAUCUACUUGCAAAUGAAUUGGUUAACCAUGGUGAUAUUUAUUCAGUGAUUCUUCAGAAGUGUCUAGGUCAAAAUGGAAGUUGUAAACUUAACAUAUUUAAUUAUGCUUUGUUGGUUAACAUUAAUCCGAGACCUGCUUUAUCUUAUAAACACUCAAGCCUAAAAAAUCCUAAACAACAUUCCCGUAAGGCUUCUCGAAAUUUGUUCGUUAAAAAAUUCUCAUGCAAAUCUCCUGUUUAUCACAAUUGCCGGAUAUUUGCUAAUGACGGGAGGCUGCUUUGUUAUUGUGAUCGAAAGAAGCUUGAAUGGUACAUUAGUCGGGAUCUUGCAAAACUUAUUGAAGAGGAACCCCCAGCUAUAAUGCUUCUUUUUGAACCCAAAGGUCGCCCAGAGGAUGAAGGCAAUGAUUUUUAUAUCCAGAGUAAGAAAAAUAUAUGUGUUGGAUGUGGUGAAGGAAGUCACUACUUACGAUAUCGAAUCAUCCCAUCAUGUUACAGAAUACAUUUCCCUGAGCAUCUGAAAAGCCACCGCUCUCAUGAUAUUGUCCUACUUUGUGUGGAUUGCCAUGAAGUUGCCCAUGUUGCUGCAGAGAAGUACAAGAGAAAACUAGCUUCUGAAUUUGUGAUUCCUCUUUAUGUUCGUAAGGUAAUCCACCCGGGGCAAGAGACUGAAAAUCCGAAUGAUGAGGGAGGUGUAUCUCCGUUACAAUUACGAACAGCUGCUAUGGCUCUUCUACGUCACGGGCCAAGAAUGCCUCUUGAUCGCCGUGAAGAACUGACUGAGACUGUAAAGAGAUAUUAUGGAGGAAGGGAGAUAUCUGAGGAAGAUCUAGAAAGAGCUUUGCAAGUUGGCAUGAGUCCUCAUGAGAGAAGAAAAUUUGAGAAGAAGAGAGGGAUAUCAUUUAAACAUUCCAUGGAAAAUGCUGCUGCAAUGCCAAAAAGGGAGAAUCAUGCUGAUUCUGCACCUAGUAGAAUGAGUAAUGGGGACCCUUUGAAUUUUGAUACUCUUGAUGGUUCCUAUGCAAAUGCAGAAACAACUGGAGAUAAUAGAGAAGAUAGUUUUGGAAAACCGUCUUUGGCUUCUGAUCUUGCAGUUGAUGGAGCUACUUCAAAUGGAAACACCAUCCUAGUUACAACUACAGAUUAUGAUGAAGAUUCAACACAAGCAAAACAUAAUUCGAAACUAUCACUCUUGGGACAUGGUCCACAUGGGAAACAAGUUGUAGAUCAUUUACUGAAGGAGUAUGGUGAAGAUGGCAUUCGAGAGUUCUGUCAAAGAUGGAGACAAGUAUUUGUGGAUGCUUUAAAACCACGUUUUCUUCCUGCUGGAUGGGAUGUAAAACACAGUGGAAGAAGGGACUUCGGUGACUUCAGUAUAUACAAUCGUGACAAAAAGCAGCUUCUACAGAAUGAAUGAGUAACGCGCUUAUUUUGGUACAUGGAUGCUAUCAAAAUUUCAGUGUGAUACUCCACCUCCUCUCGUUAUUUACAUGUACUUUUGGAAAACAAAUUACUGUGACAUUCCAUAAACCGAUGUUUCGUUGUUUUUUUUUUUUUUUUGACAAUUCCAUCCACAAUUUUGUUUGUUUUACUAUCCUUGAUUAUUUUUUAGUAUCUGGUUUUUUAGUAGCUUCUAACAACAUUUUUGCUCAGAACUUUGUUUUCUGUUUGGGUAUUAAACUUGCUUAAGAUGCAUCACUUGCUUGGGUAAUUUUGAAGCUGGAUUCUAAAGUGGUGGUUGAUAUGGUGAAUUCUAGAAGAACCAAUAUUCGUUUCGUUCAACCUUUUCUUGAUGAGAUUAUUUCCCUUCUCUAGCUGUGAGAUUGGAGGUUCACCAUCGUCCUCAUUUAUUGUAAAGCCAACAAAUAUGCGAUUUUCUUGUUAAUAAGGAAGGAACACUUUACCCCCUUGAUUGGAGUCAUUGUAGGUUCUGUUUUUUCUUUGUUUGAUUUAUUGUUACCCCAUGAUAUUAGAUGUGUUUAUACCUCUUUGGAUUUUGUUUUC